CUAGUUUCUGGACGGAAGGAAAUCAGUGCUGGUAAGGUAAUCGGACGGAAUGAACGCAUCACCGACGUGAUAAACACAAAAUAUCCCAGGAUUUAUUGAGAAAUGGCCGGAGUGGAGAUGGACCCCGAGGUUGCGCGGGGCUUGUUUGAGGAAGGAGCCACACUCGUCCUCCUUGGCGUGCCCGAGGGAACCGAGUUGGGCAUAGACUACAAGAGCUGGCAAGUCGGCCCUCGUUUCCGUGGAGUAAAGAUGAUUCCCCCUGGGCUCCACUUUCUGCACUAUAGCUCGUCAAACCACCAGAGCAUGGGUGGCGAGAUAGGUCCCAGGAUGGGGCUGUUCCUCUCCCUUAAGCCACGGGAGCUUAUUCUGGCGUGUUGGGACAGAAAAGAGGAGGAUCUGGACUUUUCUCCUUCUCAGAAUCAAGAAGAACUGGAGCGGGUCAAGGCAGGACUUCGGGAGCUAGAUCCGUUCCUGGGGCCAUAUCCAUACGACACCCUGCGCAAGUGGGUGUCCCUGACGGAUCGGCUCACCAAAGAGGUAGCCGAAGCGCUGCAGCCCUUGAACGGACGCGUGUGUGCCUUCAGCGACGUGGUUCCCGAGGUGCAGUUGACGCACACGCGGGACCGCGAAGAGCAGAACUUGCCACGCAACGACAAUGCCUGUCAGAGCAUGAAGGAAGGUUUGGACCGGCUGCCCCGCAUGAAGCAGAGGGAGGGCACCGAGCUGCGCUUCUCCAACAUACCCAAACAGAUGUACCCUGCCGGGGCAACACCUGCUCAGAUAACGCAAUGCAGCAUGGAUCUCACCUAUGCCCUAAACUGCCUUCUGGAACAACACUAUCACCAACAGCCUCUCAACGUGUUAGGCGAGCUGCAGUUUGCCUUCGUGUGCUUCCUGGUGGGCAACGUGUACGAGGCGUUUGAGCACUGGAAGAGUCUGCUGUCGCUGCUGUGCCGUGCGGAGGAGGCCAUGCGCCACCACAAGGAGCUCUUCUUGGGCCUCAUCAGUGUCCUCUACCACCAGCUGGGCGAGAUCCCGCCAGACUUCUUCGUGGACAUUGUGUCCCAGAACAACUUCCUCACCUCCACACUGCAGGACUUUUUCCAGUUUGCCACCGGGCCAGGGAUGGACAGCACUCUGCGGAAGAGAGCGGAGAAGUUCAAAGCUCACCUGACCAAGAAGUUCCGCUGGGACUUUGAGGCCGACCUCGAUGACUGUGCCCCAGUGGUGGUGGAACUCCCAGAGGGAGUCACUUUAGGCUAAAGAGGUGUGUGUGUGUGUGUGUGUGUGUGUGUGUGUGUGUGUGUGUGUGUGUGUGUGUGUGUGUGUGUGUGUGUGUGUGUGUGUGUGUGUGUGUGUGUGUGUGUGUGUGUGUGUGUGUGUGUGUGUGUACAUGUACAUGUACAUGUACUGGCGACUUGCUUACAAGUCAGCAAAUUAUUGUUAUUUUUUGCUUGGGUGGACAUGUGAUUAUCAGCAUAAACGUGUGUGUGUGUGUGUGUGUGUGUGUGUGUGUGUGUGUGUGUGUGUGUGUGCGCGCGCGCGUGUGUGUGUGUGUACACCUCCCACUGGGGUUUCAGAUUCAGUGGUUACUCAUCGCCCACUACUUCACGCCCCCUAAAAUGGGUUUGUUGCCCGCAAGCUCUUCAGAUGGGACUCUCUCUAUCCAUCUAUCUAUCUCCCUAUCUCUCUCUCUCACACGUCAGCUCCUUGAAUAGGACUCCCUCUUUUUUUCCGAGCACUUUGGCUUGGAAAAGCUUGUCAUUCUGAAGGAGAAAGGCAAAAGGGAGGUAUUCAGAAUAUUCCAUAAUGGAAUGUUUGAAAGGUUAAACAAAUUCUACAAGUUAAUAAAUACAUUUGUAAUAACA
Molecule: messenger RNA, 1868 nt
Organism: Engraulis encrasicolus (European anchovy)
Lineage: Eukaryota; Metazoa; Chordata; Actinopteri; Clupeiformes; Engraulidae
Gene: aar2
Product: AAR2 splicing factor
Exons: 4
Coding region: 103-1263 (386 amino acids)
Biological process (GO): spliceosomal tri-snRNP complex assembly
Source: RefSeq, a predicted model, not a curated record